Messenger RNA from Durusdinium trenchii, 1702 nucleotides. The record is from the annotation of a GenBank genome assembly. Lineage: Eukaryota; Dinophyceae; Suessiales; Symbiodiniaceae.
GCUUUGGGACUGAAGACUUCGAGGUGUGGCAUCGGCCUGUGAAAAGAACGAUCAGAAAAGGGCGAAAAAGCGAACCGAGGGAAAUUGCUUUGGCUCCCACUAGCGAUGGCCUCCAACCAAAUGGCUUUGGCUCAGAAAGCGAACAAUUCGGGAAUAGUCCCCUCGAACACUUCCACGUGUUGUUGGUGGAAGGGCUUUGAGUCUCGACUGGUAGGGGUUGACCGAACAUCUGGGCUGAGAAUGGCCGUUCGGCACUCGUGAAGUUCUCAUAUGCUUCUGCGGUUGAACAUGGGAAUCUGGGGGAGAACUUCUCACCUUGAGAUACUGGCUCAGUUUACCAAGGUAAUGUUGAAAGACUUGAUCAGAUAUCCAUUAUAUAAAUGGGCCUGAGUUGAAUCGAGGGAGGCUUGCAGCCAAUUUGUGAAUCGUUUAUCCUCCCUUCUACGAACGCUUUGGUGGAAGCAAGACAGCUUACAUCAAAGGCUUGCACAAAUCCAGACACAAAAACACGGGUCACAACAGUCACAAAGGACACAAACAAUGAGGUGCCGUUCUCUUUGCAAGCGUUCCAUCUGCCAUGCAUGUGACCUCCCACGUCCGAUGACGCCUGAGGCGGAGGCCAAAGAGAUCCGCGAGGAAGCUGCGAAGCCUGACUUGUGGAAUGAUGCUGCGGGUGCGCAGGCUGUUAUAGCCAAGCUUCAGCGUCUGGAGGCUGUGGAGAAACGCGCUGCGGCCUACCGGAGCAUUGCUGAGGAGGUGCAAACAGCCUUGGAGUUGGCCGAGGAAGCUGAGAAUGCGGGUGACCUCGAUGAGUCUGCCAUGCUGCGGGAUGAGGCCUCGAUGGCCUUGCAGCGAUGGGACUCCGAGGUCUCCCAAGCGGAGGUGGAGAUGAUGAUGGGUGGGCACUAUGAUGGCAACAGUUGCCAGAUCAACAUCUUUGCUGGCGCUGGUGGCGAUGAAGCAUGUGAUUGGGUUUGCAUGCUGGAGCGCAUGUACACGAACUAUGCUCAGCAAAAAGGCUGGUCAGCCAAACGCGUGGGCUUCACUGAAGGUGACAACAUUGGCCUCAAGAGCGUGGACAUGGAAGUUACAGGAGACUACGCUUUUGGCAUGAUGCGGCGAGAGACUGGCACCCACAGGCUGGUGCGGAUUUGGAAUGGCAGACGUCAGACCACCUUCGCGGGAGUGGAGGUGGUACCACUCUUGCCCGACGACGCGGUCGACGCGCUGGAAAUCGAUCCCAAGGAGCUCACGUGGCACACCUUUCGAUCAGGUGGCAAGGGUGGCCAGAAUGUGAACAAAGUUGAGACAGGCGUGCGAGUCACCCACGAGCCGUCCGGCAUCGCAGUCAAGUGUACUGCAGAGCGCAGCCAAAUUCUUAACAGAAAGAAGGCUCUAGCCCAGCUGAAAGCGAAGCUGCUGAUGAUUCAGGAGCAACAAAAAGUGAAGGAACUUCAAUCUAUUCGCGGCGACCUGGUGUCAGCAGAGUGGGGUGCACAGGUGCGCAACUAUGUGCUGCAACCCUACACUUUGGUCAAGGAUGUCCGCAGCGGUCAUGAACGAGGAGAUGCUGACCGAGUCCUCAACGGGGAUCUGGAUUCUCAUGUGGAUGCCUUGCUGCGCAUGGAUUCGCAGAAAAAGCCGGACGAAGUUGUUCGACACGUCGCCAUAGUAAUUAAGUGAAGUGAGAACAUACAGCUUU